This is a messenger RNA of Coccinella septempunctata (seven-spotted ladybird), 2566 nucleotides long. RefSeq lists its product as uncharacterized. The record is from RefSeq and is a predicted model, not a curated record. Gene Ontology annotation, biological process: regulation of transcription by RNA polymerase II. Gene Ontology annotation, cellular component: chromosome; nucleus. Lineage: Eukaryota; Metazoa; Arthropoda; Insecta; Coleoptera; Coccinellidae. The coding region runs from base 144 to 1973 and encodes 609 amino acids. The transcript has 2 exons. Gene Ontology annotation, molecular function: chromatin insulator sequence binding; zinc ion binding.
GUAAUAUUUAGCGCUGCUCUGUUGGCCACGCCAAUUUUUUUGUAAAAUGGGAUGUAGAAAAGAACAUGGCGGUUAAGUUGACAAAGCUGCGAUACAUUGAAAAAUUUUAGUAAAAUUCGGUCCAGUUUUAAAAACAAUAUUUUAUGACGAUGUAUUCAUUGCCAAAUUUUUGUCGAGUAUGUCUGAAAUAUGAGAAGAACCUGAUAGACCUGGCACAUAUAGAAAAUGAACCAAGUGAAACGCUAAUGAGUAAAUUGGAACAAUGUGUAUCUGAAGUGGAUUGGACGGCAUUCAAACCUCUUCUAUGUCAUCCUUGUAUCAAAAGACUGAACAUUGCCUUUACAUUCAAGAGGCAAUGUAUGCAAUCAGCCACUGUACUGAAAAGUUAUGUUGAACUUCUGAAAGAUAGUCAGAAGAAAAAUGAAUCUCAGAAUACAUCUGCAGCUGAUGCACAGCCAGCACCUGGGGCUUUUAUGGUUUUACCUAAUCAAAAAUUUCUCAAAAUUGUUGUGGGCCCACAACAACAGAACUCGUUUCAAAAUGUUUUCCUCAAUUUGAUUCCAACUGGUACCACAGGUAAUUUGAACACAAAUUCUACUCUAGCUCCUGUAACCAUAAAUCCUGUUCCUCCUAAAGAUUCAGUGAAUACGAGUAAAGAUAAUAACCAAAAUGUUUUCGUCAAUCUUAAUAACACUAUGCAGAAAUAUGUACCAAUUGCACCUGGCAAGCCAGCAGUUAAAACUUCUGCGAAUAGUACACCAGUAAUAAACCAAUUAUUAACAGAUACAAAAACCGAAGAACUUAGUGUAGAAAUAGAUCCUACGAUAUUUGGAUUGGGAUGUUCCGAUUCAGAGAGCUCUGGUCAGGAGGAUGAAGUGAAUGACUGGGAUGAAGUUAUUUCACAAAGUCAAAUAAAUUCUAAAGAAAUGUCGAAAAUGAAUGGUGAAAAGGGGAAAGGGAAGAAGGGUGGUGCGUUUGGAAAUUAUGUUCCUAUUUUACCAAAACAUGCGGCUGACUUUUUUAACUCGGGACAGCAUUUCCUCUCAGCUGAUGUUUCCACAGAAGAAGAAGGUGGUAAUAAGAUUUUCAGCUGUGAAACAUGCCAGGUGAACUUUGCGAAUGUGAAAGCCUUGAAGAACCAUAUCAAAAUGUUUCAUAUGGGAAAAUAUCCCUUCAAAUGCGAAUUUUGUUAUGCGGAGUAUGUUACUAGAGUCGACUAUGAAAUGUGUGUGAAUUUCCAUAAAACUAGUAAUGAGAACGAGGAAUCGUUGACGCUAAAAGAUUUCGCAAAUGUUUCAAUGUCGUCCCAACAAUCUUCACAGUCAGCUUCUGAUGGUGAAAGUAAUGGAGCACCAGGUCCCGGCGAAGAAGGAAUGAUAUUUUCUUGCGAACUUUGCAAAAGGCAAUUUAACAGUUCCACUGGAUUGUUAAGACACAAGGUUCGAAAGCAUCAUCAGAAAAACAAGAAGAAAUACUUCAUAAAGGGUAUGAAGAACGCCAAAUGUGAUAUUUGUAACCGCGAAUUUUCUACACAAUCUUACAUGCAACUUCAUAGGAAAUUACAUUUAAGAGAUGAUGUUGGUUAUAAAUAUAAGGUAUUCGGCAAAAGUAAAUAUUCUGAAGCCGACAAUAAAGACGGAAAAGAAAAGUCUCCCAAACGGAAGAAUGAGGAGGAGGUGAAGAAUGAAGCUGAGACGAUAGAUGUAACUCCUGAUAUAACGCUAGAACGGGAAACUGAGGAAGAUACUGAUUCUGAAGGCGAAAAUCCAAGUAAAAGAUUAUGCGAUAGACUAGAGAAUUUAACACCAGAGGUAGAGAUAACUAGAGUCGUUAAAGCUAAAGAAGAAAAGAUGGAUGACAGUAAUGAUGAUAAUCCUUUGAAAAUGGACAUUGACGAAAGCUCUAAAGAAUCCACUGUCAAGGAUGAAACGAAUGAUGCUACUUGUGAAAAUGACACUAGUGAAGUUCAAUGAGAAAUUUAGGUUUUAUCAUUUGAUUUAAAAGUUUUUAUCGAUAUCUAGAUCAUCAGGGAAUAUAACUUGAUGUUUCGUUUAUUUAAAAAUUACUAAUCGAAUCCAGCAAAAUAUUCAGUUUGCAAUGUUCUCGACAGAAACCUUAGUGCCUAUUCCAGAAGCAAAAAAUAUUGUAUAAAGAGUAAAUAGAUAUUCUUUUCUGCUCGUCUACAUUCCGCGUAAAUCAACUUGUUAUACAACAAAUUUACAUUAUUUAUCAAAUUAUAUUUUUAAUCGUUUAGUUUCUUACUAAAUCCUUUGAACAUAUCAUUCUGCUUAUCAGAAAUGAAGAUACAAAAAUGUGUAGAAGGGCAGGAAUAAUCACUUUGAAUUUUUGUGAUGUGUUUAAUUGACUAUCGACUUUAUUUUAUAUUUAACCUAUAACAACUAGGAUUAAGUGAUUUCUUUAUUGCCCACAAGUAUUAUCAUUUAUUUAGAACUUGUUCAUUAUUAUUCAAAUUUUUUUUUCCUGGAACAAAUAUACAAUUUAUAUUUUUAGGUAUACACAUAAUGUUUAUUAGCUGGUACGUCUUUAUAAUAAAGUUGAAAUUUUU